Molecule: messenger RNA, 1019 nt
Organism: Schizosaccharomyces octosporus yFS286
Lineage: Eukaryota; Fungi; Ascomycota; Schizosaccharomycetes; Schizosaccharomycetales; Schizosaccharomycetaceae
Product: CHCH domain-containing protein
Exons: 1
Coding region: 243-800 (185 amino acids)
Biological process (GO): mitochondrion organization
Cellular component (GO): mitochondrion; nucleus
Source: RefSeq, a predicted model, not a curated record
AGGAAAGAGAGAGAGAGAGAAAAAACUAGAGAAACCAAUGAAAGGAUAGGAAAGGCAACGAGGACGAGUAGAAAAGGCAAGAGGGAAGAAGGGAAACGUUGAAUUUGCCAUUUACCAAAUUGGUUGGAAGAUUGAAAUCUUUUGUGUUUUGAAGGAAAAAGAAAGAAAACACAAAAGGAGAACUAUUGAUUGAUUUGUAAAAAGAAAGAAAAAACAAGCAAGACAUAUAGAUUGGAUUGAAUAUGCCUCGUAGACGUACAGCAGCAGCUCCGGCCCCUAGUCAACGCCGUACACCUGGAUCCACGAGACCAGCAUCGACGAUGGCAGCACCAGCGAGCAUGGCAUCAGCGCCAUCAGCAGCUCGUCCCGCAGGACCUAGCGCUAGUCAACAACAACCACAACAACAAUCGGCCACGCCAGCAGCACCCCCUACGGCGAUUCCAUCGUCGGGCGGUACGGGCUUUUUUGGCAACAUGGUGAGUACGGCAGCUGGUGUGGGUAUUGGUAGUGCGAUUGGGCAUACAAUGGGAAAUAUGCUUACAGGAGCCUUUGGCGGUGGUAGUAGCAACAGUUCAGCACCAGCAGGUCAAGAGAGCAACAAUGCAACGGCAGCUCAAGCGGAAAGUGGAUUUGGAAGUACGACGGCGUUUGCUGACGCCAAUGCAGAAGAAUCGAAGCGUGCUUGUAAUGGAGAGGCCAAGACGUUUGCAGAAUGUAUGAACCAGCAUGGAUUUGACCAUUGUUCUUAUUAUUUGGAACAAUUGAAGGCUUGUCAAUCUUUGUGGUCUCCUUCAGCAUAAGGGUGUAGCAGGAGCGAGCGAGCGAGCGAGCGAGCGAGCAUUGCCAUGUAGUGUUGUAUUCGAUUUUUCAUAAAUUUUUUUUUAUAUAAAUUUUAUUUUAUAUAAAGAAAAUAAUUUUUCAAUGACAUCUAGUAUGAAAGAAAGAGAUACAAAUGAAAUGAAAAAGAAAUAAACAAAAAGAAAGAAAGAAUAAAUAAAUAAAUAUUUCGUGUUCAUUAC